AUGUCGAAAGCAGUCGGUAUUGACUUAGGUACUACGUACUCGUGCGUGGCGCACUUUGCCAAUGAUCGUGUGGAAAUCAUCGCCAACGACCAGGGUAACAGAACGACACCCUCGUAUGUGGCGUUUACGGACACAGAGCGGUUGAUCGGCGAUGCCGCCAAGAACCAGGCGGCGAUCAACCCAUCCAACACAGUGUUCGACGCGAAGCGGUUGAUCGGGCGCAAGCACGACGACCCAGAGGUGGCCAACGAUGCCAAGCACUUUCCAUUCAAGAUAGUGAACAAGGAGGGUAAGCCUAACAUCCAGGUGGAGUUCAAGGGCGAGACCAAGACGUUCACGCCAGAGGAGAUCUCGUCGAUGGUCUUGGGAAAGAUGAAGGAGACUGCAGAGCAGUUCCUCGGAUGUAAGGUCAACGACGCAGUGGUCACUGUGCCCGCUUACUUCAACGAUUCUCAGAGACAGGCGACCAAGGAUGCAGGUACCAUCGCAGGCUUGAAUGUGUUGAGAAUUAUCAACGAGCCUACCGCGGCAGCAAUUGCCUACGGUCUAGACAAGAAGGGCAAGUCGGAGCACAACGUGUUGAUUUUUGACUUGGGUGGCGGUACCUUCGAUGUGUCUUUGUUGUCGAUCGACGACGGUAUUUUCGAGGUGAAGGCCACGGCCGGUGACACACACUUAGGUGGUGAGGACUUCGACAACAGAUUGGUCAACCACUUGGCUCAGGAGUUUAAGCGGAAGAACAAGAAGGAUCUAAGUACCAACCAGCGUUCCUUGAGGAGACUCAGGACUGCUGCCGAGAGAGCCAAGAGGGCCUUGUCCUCCUCUUCGCAGACUUCUAUCGAGAUCGACUCUCUAUUUGAGGGUGUGGACUUCUACACCUCCAUCACCAGAGCUAGAUUUGAGGAGUUGUGUUCGGACUUGUUCCGCUCGACACUAGACCCUGUGGAGAAGGUUUUGAGAGACUCGAAGCUAGACAAGUCUCAAAUCGACGAGAUUGUUCUAGUCGGUGGAUCUACAAGAAUUCCAAAGAUCCAGAAGCUUGUAUCGGACUUCUUUAACGGCAAGGAGCCAAACAGAUCCAUCAACCCAGAUGAGGCUGUCGCAUAUGGUGCUGCUGUCCAGGCUGCAAUUUUGACCGGCGACACCUCUUCCAAGACUCAGGACUUGUUGUUGUUAGAUGUCGCCCCUCUAUCCUUGGGUAUUGAGACUGCCGGUGGUAUCAUGACCAAGUUGAUCCCAAGAAACUCGACAAUCCCAACCAAGAAGUCCGAGAUCUUCUCUACCUACGCCGACAACCAGCCAGGUGUCUUGAUUCAAGUUUUUGAAGGUGAGAGAACUAGAACCAAGGACAACAACUUAUUGGGUAAGUUUGAGUUGACUGGCAUUCCGCCAGCACCAAGAGGUGUUCCACAGAUUGAGGUUACCUUCGAUAUCGACGCUAACGGUAUCUUGAACGUGUCUGCUGUCGAGAAGGGUACCGGUAAGUCUAACAAGAUCACCAUCACGAACGACAAGGGUAGGUUGUCUAAGGAGGACAUCGAAAGAAUGGUCUCCGAGGCUGAGAAGUUCAAGGAGGAAGAUGAACGUGAGGCUGAGAGAGUUCAGGCCAAGAACGGCUUGGAAGCUUACGCCUUCAACUUGAAGAACACUAUCGAGGAGUCUGGUUUCAAGGACAAGGUCGGUGAAGAUGACUACAAGAAGUUGCAAACCGCAGCGCAAGAUACCAUUAGCUGGUUGGACUCCUCCCAGGCAGCAUCGACCGAGGAAUACAAGGACAAGCAGAAGGAGCUCGAGGAUGUUGCCAACCCAAUUAUGACCAAGUUCUAUAGUGCUGGCGGUGCUCCUCCAGGAGGAGCUCCUGCUGGCGGCUUCCCAGGCGCUGGCGGUCCUGGCGGCCCUGCUCCAGGCGCUGGCGGUGACUCCGGCCCAACUGUCGAGGAGGUUGAUUAA
Messenger RNA from Eremothecium gossypii ATCC 10895, 1950 nucleotides. RefSeq names its product AER187Wp. Gene Ontology annotation, cellular component: cytosol; cytoplasm; plasma membrane. The transcript has a single exon. Bases 1 to 1950 code for a protein of 649 amino acids. Gene Ontology annotation, molecular function: misfolded protein binding; ATP binding; ATP hydrolysis activity. Gene Ontology annotation, biological process: protein refolding; SRP-dependent cotranslational protein targeting to membrane, translocation; vesicle-mediated transport. NCBI's taxonomy places the organism in Eukaryota, Fungi, Ascomycota, Saccharomycetes, Saccharomycetales, Saccharomycetaceae. The record is from RefSeq and is marked provisional.